AUGACGCGCCCAACCAUCAUCAGAGCAGACACCAUUGACUUACAGGACCCUGGGUCGCCCUCCGCCGCCGACCACAGUCGCCAGCCUACACAGCCCGCGCCGCUCGGCGCCGGUCCCGCCUCGCCGCACCAGGCAGCCGCCAUCCGACACGUGGAAGAAGACCGCGCAAACGAAGAGGACGGUCUCGUACAACAGUGGAACAACCCCAGCGGAGGCAAUCAUGACGAUCAAAGCGGCACCGACUCCGCUGACGUGACGGACGACGGCGACAUGGCAGACUCGGAAACGGAGGACAUGGACGACGACAUGCUGGACAAAAUAUCCAGCUCCCCGUCUAUCGACGAUGGUAGGUAUUCCCUGCGCUCUUCAGCCCCCCGUGCCUCAGCCUGGCCGACGCGCUCUUCUUCUCUCUACGCCCUUCCAUUGCCCGCAACUCCGCCGCAGCAACACAUGUAUCAGCACUCCAAUGUAUCGCCUGAGCCCGAGCAGGACUCAUCGUCGCCCUUCACCCUGACACCACAACAUCUCCCGCUCUCAUAUCAGCCUAAGCGCCAGUCAACACCAAGAUUCGGCACCCCACUCUCAUCUUCACCUUUCAACACUUCACCCUCCCACCAGCCCGUGCGCAUGCCUACGUGCCACGGGAGGGUUUCGUCUGCGGAUCAUCAUCGUCUGGGUGAGUAUACGACGACCGGACCGACCACUAGCGACACGACAUACAAUCCUUUCGGGGACGAAUUCGAACAUGGUUUGGAAAGUUGCUAUCAUGAGGACACCGAUUUCUAUGCCGAUGAGCUGAGCGGAGAUGUUGGCCCGCUCCGCUCGGAGCAAUACGAGCUAGAAUCCCAUGAGGACUAUUUUGGGGGCGACUGGGAAGAUGACAUGCUCGUAUUCCCUGCGGGUCGCCCCUUGCCGCCCAUCCCCGUUUCUGAUAGCGCCAACAACCUUCGAGAGCUUUUGGUGCCCCACCAAUCGAUAUCCUCGUUGGAGCGCGAAUAUUCUAUGGGGGCCAUGUCCUGGGAGACCGACAGCAACGCCUCAAGCUAUGAUCCAGGAGACAAUGACAACAACGACGACGAUGAUGACGAUGAUGAUCUCAAAGACACUUUCCUUUCUCUUGAUGACGACCGCCACGACUCAGCAUACGGCGGUGAGUGCUUACGCGAAACAGAGGACAUCGAUUUCGAAUUCGUUUACGCGCUACAUACUUUCGUCGCAACCGUUGAGGGCCAAGCCAAUGCCACCAAGGGUGACACGAUGGUGCUGCUGGACGACAGUAACAGUUACUGGUGGCUUGUUAGAAUUGUCAAGGACAGCAGCAUUGGCUAUCUUCCCGCAGAGCACAUCGAAACUCCCACUGAGCGUUUGGCGCGCUUGAACAAACACAGAAAUAUUGACCUUUCGGCGGCCAUGCUUGGCGACAGCGCCGAGAAGUCGAAAAAUCCACUGAAAAAAGCAAUGAGACGACGAAACGCGAAAACUGUUCAAUUCACCGCGCCUACUUAUGUUGAGGCAUCUGACUAUGAUUUCUCCUCUGACGAAGAGGAUGAUGACGGUGAGGACUUUGACAGUGGACCGGUCCACAUCGAAGAUACGCAAGAACACGAGGGUGAUGAUGGGCGUGAGACGAUGACCGUCGAACCUCUGAGGAUUGGCGGGAAAGACAAGAAGGGAGAUGAAGCUGGAGAAGGAAACUCGGACGAACUGAAAACCGGUGACGACAAAGCGAGGACUAGCGAUGAGAUUUUCGAUCGCGCACCGGAGCAAAAGAUCUCGAGAAAUGGAACCGUCCGAAACACCGAUUCCUUCUUCAAGGACGAGAGCGUUGAGACACGGAAGAUUACCUUGACACCGAAUCUCCUGCGCGACGAUUCCUCAGCCUCUACUGUGCGCUCUGAAACCAGGGAAAGAGGCGGAAGUCUUGACAGUCUGGAGAAAGAACUCAAAUCUCCAGACAAGCCAAAGGAUGACAAGAAAAAGAAAGAAAAGAAACCUGGAAUGCUCAGAGGGCUGUUUGGUCGUAAGGAUAAGAAGGCCAAGUCUGCUGAUAACGAGCAAAAUGAUGAGAAGCAGUCUGAGGAAUUGACUCGGGAGUCAUUGUCAAGGGAUUCUGAGGAAACGGCAUCGCCGAAGGAAUCUGCAAAGGCUGAAAAUGAGUCUAGUCAACAACAGCAACAGCCUGUGAGACAGACAGCUAAGGCGUCAAAGUCUUCAGAGAAGAAAACUAACGGUCCCCAGAAAUCCCAGCCGUCGGACCCCACUGUCCAGCCGGCGAAAUCUAUUCUUCAGAAAAGCGCCUCUCAGGGUGCUGCCGAAGCUACUAUGCGUUUGGUAUCUGCCGGCUCAGAGCGGAACCAACAAGAGGAGCAAGAGGACUCCGAGGCAGCAGCGCGCGCGCAAGGACAGGCUCAGGCGCAGGCUGAACUCCAGGCUCGGGCUCGGGAGGAAGCUCUCUAUCAGGCCAGAGAAGCCGAAAAGGAAGCCGGUCGCAACAGGAGUGGCUCCACGAGCGCCAAACAAGCAAUUUCGAAUAUCUUGCAUUCGAAGUCGAAUGAACGCGAGCAAAAGCAGGAGAGCAAAAUGCAAAAGCAGGAGAACAAGAUGCCGCCGCGCGAAAAGGUCAAGAAGUCUAAGGAGCGUGCUCCGCUGGAUGAUUUCGACUCGACACCCGAGUGGGAGCACGGCGAUCCUUUCGCGGAUCCGGGCGAGGAUGAGCGGCAGCCAAACGGAACACAGCAGCAAGAGCAAGGACUGCGUCCUGAGGAUACCAAUUCGCCUGGAGAUGUAUCGCCCAUCGACAUGGAUCAACCUCCUGCUCUUGUGCAUGACACAUCAAGCCAAGAGGAGCCGGACAUUUCGCCCGUGUCCCCGUCCGGCUCGCCCCUCAGGGGUGAGCUGUCCAACUCGAGCCCAAAUACGAUGAGGCCUACGUUCACUCCAAGUGCACUCAACACCAACAUUCCUCCCGCAUCAGCCAACAGCCCCAUGACUGGCGAGCCUCCCUCUGCCGCAUCCCUUCCUGCUUGGUCUGAUGCCAGCCUCCGCUCCUACUUGGACGACGGUUCCGACAUCCGCGAUAUGCUCGUCGUCGUCAAGGACACUUCGGGCGUCGUUCCGGUUGGUGCGGACCAUCCAAUCAUGGCAGGCCUCUUCAGCGACGAGCGCAGCAAGGUUGCGGCAAUGGGCAUGCAAUUGGACAGCUUGUUGGGUGAUUGGCUGUCAAGAAAGAGGAGAAGGAAUGAAGGCGGAAGGAAGCAAAGCUGUUGA
Molecule: messenger RNA, 3267 nt
Organism: Diplodia corticola
Lineage: Eukaryota; Fungi; Ascomycota; Dothideomycetes; Botryosphaeriales; Botryosphaeriaceae
Product: sh3 domain protein
Exons: 5
Coding region: 1-3267 (1088 amino acids)
Biological process (GO): establishment or maintenance of actin cytoskeleton polarity
Cellular component (GO): microtubule cytoskeleton; cell tip
Molecular function (GO): protein binding
Source: RefSeq, a predicted model, not a curated record